AUGGACAGCAGCUACCGCAGCCAGCCGGACCCUAACCAGGCACCGUGCCCGUCUUCCUAUGACCCACGCUCUCACUAUCCGUCAUCUUAUCAGCAAGACGCAAGCUUUCGCGAGCCCCAACGCCCUAGAUCUCCUGCAUCGUCCAAAGCUACAAACGACGGAUACCCUCAGCCUUCCCAGCAACCACUCCACAAUGCGCUCAAGAAUGCUUUCGACAAGUCCGACUCAGCGGGCAAAGUCGACCCUCAACUCAUUGCGCAGAUCACAGCUGAAGUAAAAAAGUCCGUGUUGGACGAGAUCAAGCUGGGAAUGGGUGUCACUGCGCAGCAGCCCGUUGCACCGCCGCAGUACCCCCCGCAAUCGCCCAUCUCUAUGACAUCGAUUCCUUCACGCAACGUGUACACUCCGCCAUCGCCAAAACAGGCAGACCUGUGCAGUCACGGAAGUGCUUCUCCAGACCCCCUAUCACACGACACUCUCUUCGACGGUGCUGGAGACACUCCAACGCCUAAGCACGAACGCAGUGCGCCUGUCGACAUUCUACGCGAAAGACCGAUCCCCCGACCCGCAGCACCUCCGAGAAUGCCCACGGAAAGUGACUUGACACCUAUUGAGAGAAGAUGGCAGCGGUUAUUCGACCCGCAAGGUCAGCCCACUCCCCGCUUAGGCGAGUUCCUGCGAGGUCUUGCUAUCCAUCUAAUUGACGACUAUGAGCCAAAGAAGAGCCUAGUCAUUACACCUUCCAAGAUGCUGCGGUUCUACAAUGACGUCAAACUCACUGAAGAGAUCUACCCCUGGGACACAAUAUUCGGAAAGCUGCCUUACUCUACGCUGUGUAAGAUCUACCGGGACAUGCGCUGCGAACACCAUCUUAUUCAGGAGCAUACCGCAGCUCAGCCUGAUAUUCCUGCUCUCACUCCUCAGGGCUUUCAGGAAUGGAUGACAGCUAUGAUACAAUCCUACCCUGAUGCGGAGUACGAACGACUCUCGAGAGCGGUGCUUGAUAUGCCGAUUAGCAACGCCGACGAUUGCAAGGAGCGCUUCCCGAAAGAACUUCCUCGCCGCCUGUUUCCCCACAUUGAGAACCUGCAAGCUCAGCAGCGUUGCGCUGCUGCUCUUUCCCCCGAGGGUGUCGGCCCUCUUCGUCGGGCUCCCACAUUCCCGCCACCGCCACCAAUGAGCCAGAGCGCAAGCGUACCGCCGAGCCUUGAACGAGAGCGUAGCCCAUACACAAGUCGGCCGGAUCCGAGAGCUGUUGUAUCCGAAGACGAAGAUAAUGUCCCCAUCUCAUUGCCUUUGGAACGAGAGAGGAAACCAUAUGCUGCCGCGCCUGGUGGAGGCAAGGUGUACGAAGACGACACAAGUCGAAGCGCACCUUCAGAAGUACCCUUGCACGAACAACGGCGGCGGACCCAGUCAACAGCUAGCCAACAUCCCUACGUACCACCCGACCCAUCUCAGUAUCCUCGAUCUGCUACGCAAACCAACGGCCGACGACCUAGGAGCCCCAGCUUCUCCAACUACGGCAAGAGCUCUGAUCCCAACGUAUCCGGCGGAUACUAUACCUCUCACAUGUACGACGAGAAUGAGGAAAAACGGAGAUUUGGUAAAGACGCCGAGACAAGGAGGGAAUGGGCGGUGCGUCAAGCGGACCACAACGCGGGUCACCAGCGCCGCAGCACCGCCGGCACGGACGGCUCCUACGACUCACAGCCUCGGUCAGUUUACGACGAUGAUUACUAUCGAGGCAGAGGCGGCACCAACGGGUACGACAGCCGCAGCGGAUACGAUUCGUGGCGGUAUUAA
Didymosphaeria variabile is the source of this 1806-nucleotide messenger RNA. RefSeq lists its product as uncharacterized. The coding region runs from base 1 to 1806 and encodes 601 amino acids. The transcript is spliced from 3 exons. The record is from RefSeq and is a predicted model, not a curated record. Lineage: Eukaryota; Fungi; Ascomycota; Dothideomycetes; Pleosporales; Didymosphaeriaceae.